AUGAAAGAAAAAAAAAAAACAACAAAUAAAAAUGAUUUUAAAAUCAUCUUGUAUUUUUUUUUUUGGAAAUGUUUUUUUUAUUGUUUUUUAAAAAUUUUGAAUUGCUGGGUUAACCAUCUAAAUAAUAAUAAUAAUAAUAAUAAUAAUAAUAAUAAUAAUAAUAAUAAUAAUAAUAAUAAUAAUAAUAAUAAUAAUAAUAAUAAUAAUAAUAAUAAUAAUAAUAAUAAUAAUAAUAAUAAUAAUAACAAUAAUAAUAAUAAUAAUAAUAAUAAUAAUAAUAAUAAUAAUAAUAAUAAUAAUAAUAAUAAUAAUAAUAAUAAUAAUAAUAAUAAUAAUAAUAAUAAUAAUAAUAAUAAUAAUAAUAAUAAUAAUAAUAAUAAUAAUAAUAAUAAAAAUAACAAUAAUAGUAAUAAUAAUAAUGAUAAUAAUAAUAAUAAUAAUAAUAAUAAUAAUAAUAAUAAUAAUAAUAAUAAUAAAAAUUUAAAAUAUUAA
Molecule: messenger RNA, 492 nt
Organism: Dictyostelium discoideum AX4
Lineage: Eukaryota; Evosea; Eumycetozoa; Dictyosteliales; Dictyosteliaceae
Exons: 2
Coding region: 1-492 (163 amino acids)
Source: RefSeq, a predicted model, not a curated record